This is a messenger RNA of Symbiodinium necroappetens, 1647 nucleotides long. Lineage: Eukaryota; Dinophyceae; Suessiales; Symbiodiniaceae. The record is from the annotation of a GenBank genome assembly.
AUGAGAUUCUUGCGAUGGGAUCGUGCUCUGAAGCUAUGCAUGGACAAGUCUGGCAAGAACAGAUGGGACAGCGAUCCCAUGAUCCUGAAUCAAGAGGCCCACGAGCUGCCCGUCGAGAAGCAGCGCCAGGCUUUGGACUUUGUGGAAGAUGCCUCGGACGACAUGCGCACCAAGUUGGCACCGAUGUGGAAAUACUGUUUCGUCCAGUGGCACAUCUACGACGCCGGAAUGGAGGCAACUGAGAAGGGCACUCCCGUGGCAGUGAUGCUGAGAGAUCCAGACCUCCGCGCCGACGUGGAGACCCUGCGCGUGCUCUGCGACAGCGGGGACUUGGAGAGCGCCUCGACCUCAGAGGAGUGGAUGUGGAAGCUCUUGGACCCUCUUCCCGAGCAGGGCACGUUGCCGAGUGACGAAGUGACGAAGUUGAUCCAGGACGGCAAAGAGGAACGUCACCUCGGAGUCGUCGCCUUCAAUGAGGAGCGCUUCGACAAGGCUUUGUGGCACUUCUGGCAGGGCCAGAAGCUCUUGGCGACCGCACCUGGGGGCGGCCCGGUGGCGAAGCUCCGGUCGGAGCUUCUCAAGAACCGGUCGGCGGCCGCGCUGAAGCUCGGGCUGCCGCGCGGCGCGCUGAGCACGGCGAACGCAGCCCUGGGCAUCAACCAGGGAGAUGAGAAGGCCUGGUAUCGGAAGUACUGCGCCCUGCAAGCCCUGCAUCGCGACGGCGAGGCCAAUCAGGCGCUGGCACGAGCCGGACUUACGCCGCCACCGGCCAAAACAGCGGCAAAGAAGACCACAACAAGAACAAGAACCCCGGCGCUGCUGGACAAAAAGAUCUCGAAGCCCAAGGAGCUGGAUCCCAGCCUCCUGAGCCUCUUUGAAGACCUGGUCUUCAUCGAGAUCGGCGUAGAUUCCGUGCUGGCAGUCUGCUUUGCAGCUUGGCUGUGGUCUGUUGUACAGAAGAGACGAAUGAACAAGGUGGACCUGGUGCGUCAUCUGCAGGCGGAGCUCCCGGACACGCAGCUCUCCCUCAGCCUGAUCUACGACCGUCCUACUGUGCGCGAGACCAUCAAUGAGCUGAUGGGCAGAAUCAACGCGAAGAAAGGCGAUUAUCUUCGCCGGCGCAUGGCAAGCACCGUGUGGAGGGCCCUUUGCGAUGCCCUGGGCAAGGAUCCGCUGAAGCAGCAGAGACUAGCACGUUCCCGGCCGCUUUACACCGAGAUCCAGGCCAUUGACAUCCUUUCGGACCUGCAGAAAGCCUACGAAUCACCCAGCUUCGUGAAGGCCGCCGCGGAGAUCGCCCGACAGUCGGCAUUCGAGCAGCGGUCCUUCCUGAUGAACCUCAGGCCGAAGGCGCUGGAGCUGCAGAAGCCCAUCCUCAGGCGCCUGGGACUUCCCGUGGACUCCCAGGGCCUCCGGGACUUGGAAGCUGCCUUGAUCAACACGGCGCGGCAGGCGCCGGCGGUGCGGGAAAAGCUUCGGAUGGUGCGCAUGGCCCAGCAAGGUGGGGACAACGGCAUGUGGACCAUCAACGUGGAACAGAACCCGUGGUGGUCUGACAGCAACUCCAUGCAGCUGCGAGCCGUCUUUACCAAGUCCGACCCCUUCGGUGCAGCUCACAUCAACACCAACGCGGUGCCGGUGAACUGA